Messenger RNA from Mizuhopecten yessoensis (Yesso scallop), 2334 nucleotides. RefSeq lists its product as uncharacterized. Bases 435 to 1256 code for a protein of 273 amino acids. The transcript is spliced from 2 exons. The record is from RefSeq and is a predicted model, not a curated record. Lineage: Eukaryota; Metazoa; Mollusca; Bivalvia; Pectinida; Pectinidae.
UAAUCUUAUUGCAUUAAUCCGCGAUCACUACAAUACGUAAGUGUUGGUCGGUAAGACGCUCGUUGUGGUCCGUUUGACAGGCUAUAAUGGCCGUACGGAUAUUACAUGCGCUAUAACUUGUCGGCAGCGAUGGAUUAGCGCAUUAAAUACCAGGCGACAGGACCGUUCCGGCCGAUGUUCGGUUAGUUACCCAGAGUGGAAGGACGAAAUCGGGAGCGCAGGGCACUUUUCAUUGCAGAGAGGUCAUGAUCAGUACCGUUGAAGCCGGUACAACAGUGGGCAAGUGCUGCUGAUGCUGGGGGCCACACACAGAGGAGCGAACAUAUAUCACUGUGGAAUAGCUUACACUACACCAGCAAUACACCAAGACAGGUAACUCUUAACUCCUGUUCAUCUGAUAAAAACGAUUUUUCACGAAAUUUGACUCCGUCGCCAUGUCGGACCUGUGUUUGUUGUCGCCAUUAAAACGGAAGUUCAUUGAGAACUGGAUAAAUGAAGUGACUAGGAGUUACGCAGAUGGAUCUAUAUGUCGGGUCGUACUCAGCUCUAUCCCGUACGACCCAGACGAUCGGGAGGAGUGCGCUCGCCCCAACGAACGCACCUUACCGGACAAGAUCAUUCGUAUAUCUACCCACGACAAACACAAAAAACACGUGGAUUUUACAACAAGCAAUAACAGUCAGGUGCAACAGCUUCCUGCCGUGACAUUUUCAUACAUCCACGUUGACAAGCAUAAAAAGCAGGAUAACGGCGCCGUGCCGAUGUUUGGAUAUGAGAUGUACAAUGACAAAAAUAGAGACAAAAAUGAUCAAAGAGACGAUAACAAAAGGUUUAUUAUCGUCGAUCCUCAAAUGAUUAACCCUUCCAGUCAGACUGCGGUGGUCCGGAAGUCAGUGAUAAAACAACACGAAAAUGACUCUCCCCAAACUCGUGUAAACAGAGAGUCAUCGUUCUCGUUAAAGAAAGAAUCGAAGGACUUUUAUACAAAGUGUAAACUUCAUUCCAGUAAUAAAAAUGGUUUUGUGAUAUCUCGUUCUAAUUUCCGAAAUCAAGGCACGUGGAAGAAUCAUAGUUUUCUGGAUUUGCCAUUGAGAUUUAGGCAUGAUUCUCAGAAGGCUACAAGAGCCUCUCAGCUGACAAUACACUCCAAAGAAGCCACGCCGUCCGCCCAGCAGAAGGCAGACGGCAACAACACUUCACGCAGAAUCGACAGUCACAACCCAAAAAUGAUAACAACGGCUGUAUGGGCGUGGUGACAGCAUGUUCACAUGUAGUACAUGUAAGGAGACGUUAGGGGUCAUGCGACAGCACGUAAAUAGCGUUGGUGACAGCACGUGAGCAGGACGCGUAUGACUAUGAUGACUUGUUUGACAACAUGUGUAUAGUUUGGUAAGACGUUUGAACAGCCUUGGUGACAACGCGUGUAGAUCCAUACUGACUCGUUAGGGCGUUGGUGACAGUACGUAAAGCGACCUGGUGACAGCGCGUGAAGAGCCUUGGUGACAGCGCACGAAGCGCCUUGGUGACAGCGCACGAAGCGCCUUGGUGACAGCACGUGUAGAUUCAUGGUGACUAGUUAGGGCGUUGGUGACAGUGCGUAAAGCGACUUGAUUACAGCGCGUGAAGAGUCUUGGUGACAGCGCGCGAAGCGCCUUGGUGACAGCACGUGUAUGUCCGUGGUGGCUUAUCUGUCUGACAGUAUCCUUGUUUACGUAGUACUGAAUGACAAUGGUGUGAAAACCCGUGUAGGGUUGUAGGAACAUCACGUGCAAGGUUGUGGACGUGGACGUAUGUUUCAAUAUGGAGCACGUUACCUUAUACAUUAUACCUGUGAUAUGUGUUGGAGUUAAUUAAGGAUAUCUAUGUUACCUUACACAUUAUACCCACAUUUUGUACCAGUUUAGUUCAGUGUGUUUAUUUCAAGUAUCAUUAUUAAUAGUUGACAAUAACUCAGCGUUACCUUUUAUUUUAUACACAUUAUCAAGUCCAGAUAACUUCCUGAAAAAUAUGUACGGGUUUGUUUACAAUAGGCUAAAAAAGGCUGUGUGUGUUACCGUAAUAAGGUAAAUAUCGUCAGAGGUUGAAACUGUACAUUCUAUCUGUGGUGUGUAAUUGACCUUGUACUGAGAGAUGUCAAUUCGAACAGGAGAAUCAGGCUAACUUAAGAUACAUUUGUAUAAUGAAAGAAUAUCUUUUAUUAUUUGUGUAAGGGCAGCAUGGUAAAUUUACAAAACUUGUAAAACAUAACCGAUAGUUCACAGGUGUUUACAGUAAAGUUCGCUUGACCGCAACAGUGAUGGUUUCUAUAAUACCAAAUAAUAAAAUCACUUUACA